AUGGCUCAUCACCUUUUUUCUUUUCUUCACUUUUACUUUACUUUCUCUCUCUCUCUCUUCCUGUCUCCCUUACUCUAUUUUUCUUUCUUCUUCUCCGCCUCUCUCUCUCUCUUUAUCUCCUAUCUUUCUCGCCAUUUCUUCAUCUUUCUCUCUAUCUUUCUCUCCCCAUAUAUCAUUCUCUUCAUCUCUCUCUCUCUCUCUCUUUCUCUCUAUUUUUCUCCAUCUUCUUUUCUGAUCCUUUCUCCCUCUAUCUCUCUUUGUAUCUCUUUCUUUCUCUCCAUCCGUUUUCUUUCUAUCUAUCUAUCUCUCUUUCUCUUUCUGCUUCUCUUUAUCUUACACUAUUUCUCUCCCACUUUCUCUCUAUCUUUCUCUCGCCAUCUAUCAUCCACUUCCUCUCUCCCUCUCCAUUUCUCUCGAUCUCUCUUUCUCUCGCUCUCUCUUUAUCUCUUUUCACUCUAUUCCUCUGUAUAUAUUUUUCUCUCUCGAUUUAUCAUUCUCUUACUCUUCUCAAUCUGUAUUUCUCUUUCAAUCUCUCUCUUUCUCUUUUCUCCCCCCUCUCUCUCUCUCUCUCUCUCUCUCUCUCUCUCUCUCUCUCUCUCUCUCUCUCUCUUUUUAAGGCUGUUUCAUUUCUUUCUAUCUAUCUAUCUAUCUCAUUCUAUUUACAUCUAUCUAUCUAUCAAUCUAGCUAUCUGUCUCUCCGUCCCUUCAAGUGUGUUGAUAUGCCGUAAAACAUAUCAAACCAAACCAAACCAAAUCUAUCUAUCUAUCUAUCUAUCUAUCUAUCUAUCUAUCUAUCUCAUUCUACUCCAUCUAUUUAUCUAUCUAUCUCUCUCAGAUCUUCUGGUUGACUCCACCUCAAACCGUUCAUGUAUCUUAUUUUCAUUUCUUUUUCUCUCACCCCCUUUUCGCACUCUUUCUCUAUUUCCUCUCCCUUUAUUUGUCUUUCCCUUUCUUUCCUAUUCGUUCGCCUCUUCCUCAUUAAUCUUCCUUCUCUUUCUUUCAUACGCUGUAGAAUGCCACAAAAACAUUUACUUAUCUUCAUUUAUUAACAAAAUAAUUUUUUUACUUAAAAAUUAA
Molecule: messenger RNA, 1077 nt
Organism: Acanthosepion pharaonis
Lineage: Eukaryota; Metazoa; Mollusca; Cephalopoda; Sepiida; Sepiidae
Source: the annotation of a GenBank genome assembly